Molecule: messenger RNA, 6059 nt
Organism: Petromyzon marinus (sea lamprey)
Lineage: Eukaryota; Metazoa; Chordata; Hyperoartia; Petromyzontiformes; Petromyzontidae
Product: ETS domain-containing protein Elk-1-like
Biological process (GO): cell differentiation; regulation of transcription by RNA polymerase II
Cellular component (GO): nucleus
Molecular function (GO): sequence-specific DNA binding; DNA-binding transcription factor activity, RNA polymerase II-specific
Source: RefSeq, a predicted model, not a curated record
GCAGCAGGAGGAGGAGGAGGUGGUGGUGGUGAAGGAGGUGGAGGAGGUGGUGGUAGGAGACGGAGCGCCGUUGUCACCCGCGGAGUCAACACGCGCUGGGAGGAGGAGGGGGACGGGGCGACAUACUGAGGCCGGGAGAUCCCCGCAUCGAAACGCAAGGCGAAUUAAAGGGGGGCACGGAAGCGGAGGGAGGAGAGAGACGCAGCAGCAGCAGCAACGUGGUGGUGGUGGUGGGUGGUGGUGGGGGAGUGUUUGACAGCUCAAGAUACCCAAGUCCGCACGGUCGUUAUCGUCGACAGAAAGCCCCACUGUGGGGACCCCCCCACCUCACCUCACCCACUCACCCGCCCCGGGACCCCUUCGGGAAUCUUUCAGGGAUCACCCGGCGACCAUAUCGAGGGUUGCCCCCAGCAGUCACCCCGGGGAGAGGUCGGCGGCGGCGGCGUCGGCGGCGGCGGCGUCGUCUCUACCCGGGGCCAUGCGGCCCUCGCUCAGGGCACGAGGAGGACCCUGAGCGCGAGUGAGACCCCCACUGCCGUGGGGGGCGAGGGGCCCCGCGUCCAGAGGGAGAUGACCGUGGGGGCGGUGCCCUGAGCAAGGGAACGGUGGUGCCCCGGUUGACGCCGAUGGGAGCACCACCAGGGCUGCCCGGAUCGCGUGACUCCGCUCUCAGCGCCGGCCCUGUGCAGGAAUGGAUUCGACCAUCACACUGUGGCAGUUCCUGCUGCAGCUGCUGCUGGACGUGCGGAACCAGAACCUCAUCGCGUGGACCUCGUCAGACGGGGAGUUUAAGCUGCUGCAGGCCGAGGAGGUGGCACGCCUGUGGGGGCUGCGCAAGAACAAGACCAACAUGAACUACGACAAGCUCAGCAGGGCGCUGAGAUACUACUACGAGAAGAACAUCAUCAAGAAGGUGAACGGUCAGAAGUUUGUCUACAAGUUCGUCUCGUUCCCCGAAUCGGUGAACCUGGAUACAGCGUCGCUCACGUCUGCCGACGCCGAGCGUGUCACGACCCUCCUACUGGAGGGCGCCAGCAAGACAGGGCCUUCGGGGCCCUCCACCAUCUCCUCCAGCGUCGCCGCCACAGCAGCUGGGCCCACUCAGCCGCCCACCGUCGUCAUGGGCAACGGCGCGGUGACGAUGGCCGGGGUGGCGGCGUCCGCCGGCGUCACCGACUGGGGGGGCGUGGUGGACGGAGGGGCACGGAGAUCCGGCGGGAAGGUGGGUGGGGGCGCCGUCGCGUCCGCCGGCGGCGGUGGUGGCGGUGGCACCUCCGGCUCGGACUACAAGACGUCGGGGCUGUACUCCACGUUCACCAUCUACUCGCUGCAGGCGGCGCCCAGCGCCGUGCAAACCAGUGCCGCCCAGCAGCCCGCCGCGCCGACGCCAAUGUCGCUCCCGGUGCAGCAACCGGCCAAGACGGUGCCGCACGGGGUAGCGCAGUCCUUGGUGGUGCAGGAAGGCACCGAGCGGACUGAAGGGGAAGCGCCCCUGCCGCACGGAGCCUCCGUGCCAGCUACGGUGCACUUGGGGGCUCACGAGGUGCAAGGCGAAAAGAGGAACCCCAAGGAGGAGGAGGGGUGCAUUGCCGUGGAUGCGGUUGACGUGGAGAUUGUGGUGAUGCGGCCUGAGUCGUCACCGGGUACCCCCGAAGAUGAGGUGGGGCCGUCGCUGCCCAUGGUGGUCGUGAAGGAGGCACCCUCCCAAUUCUCAACGGGCGCCCAGCUGACCCUGGUGUCCGCGGCGAGCACGCCCAUCACUACGGCGACACUGCAGUCAUCCGGCAUCUCCCAGAUGGCGAUGAGCCCAUCGUCCCCAGAGGGGGGCGAGGCCCCCCGCGUGAAGAGACCCAAACCCCCCCAGCCCCCCCUGCUCAUCAUCUCCGAGUCGGAUUCGUUGAGCACUGUGGGGGGGCUCUCCAGCGCGGGGUGCCGCACCCUCGACAUGAUCCCUAGCCCCCUGAUGCCGUUCACUACCGGAGCAUCGCUGCUGGGGCAGCCUCUGUAUCUGACGCCGUCGCCGCUGAUCCCGUCGGGCAGCAUCCACUUCUGGAGCACGCUGAGCCCCCUGGCCCUGCAGAGCCCCGCUCGCACGCAGGCUGGCAACUCCUCCUUCCAGUUCCCGUCUGCAGGAUCCAUGGCGACUAUCCCCCUGGCGACGCUGGAUGGCCUCUCUACCCCCGUGGUGCUCUCUCCUGGGCCGCAGAAAAACUAACUUCGUCACACCUCACCAUCAUCACCACCACUACCACCACAUCAUCAUCUUCACCAUAAUCACCGUACUCACUUAUCUUCACCUUCACCUCUUCACCGCUACGUGCUCGGCCAACUUUUUGGAGAUGUGGAAAUGAGGUUUGGCGAUAUCAUAAACCCUCAUCAUUGUUCUCACCGACAUCAUCGUCUUCAUCAUCGUCAGUGUCUUGUGCCACCGACUCCCCCUCCUCCUCACGGCUCUGUCUGUCGUCCAUAGAGGACUGACGUCAGUCAUGGACUUGCCGCUGACAAUCCAGUUCUGGGUUUGAGCCGGAACCCAGCCUCUUCUGAGAAUCUGGUUAUGGGUUUGAGCUGGAAUCCAGGCUCCUCAGAGAAUCUGGUUCUGGCUUUGAGCCGGAAACCCAGGCUCCUCUGAGAAUCUAGUUCUGGGUUUGAGCUGGAAUCCAGGCUUCUCUGAGAAUCUAGUUCUGGGUUUGAGCUGGAACCCAUACAUCUUUUCCACUGCGCCACCGAGCCAUGCCAGGACAGCCCGGCGUGGCUCAGAAGGCGCUGGGUUGUUUUUCCACUGCGGGAGCCGAGCCGCUGACGUCUUGUGGCUGCGCACGCUUCACGAUCCCAGGCAUUGGCCCUGCUUGGCUCAGAGCCAGACGUCCUCUUGUGAGGCCUGCGCAGUACAAGGUGCCCCGUGCUAGCUCGGAUGUGUCGGUGGAAAAGGGGUAACAGGUUCCUCUUGACAAUUCAGUUCUAGGCUUCAUCUGGAACCCUGGCUUCCUUUGACUGUGAUCGCACCUCUCCUGCCAACUCAAGGAAGCUUCGUUUUGAGAAGAUGUGGAGACGAAAAGAAGGAAGCCGCUUUGUGACUCUACUGUGGACAGCAAGCGGAUUUUUUGAAGGAGGAGUUAAACAAAUCCAUGUGCCAACGACAACGUAUGUGCCGCCUCAGACAUUGAGACCCAGUCCAGAAGAACGGGGGACGUCUGGUGCGGAGAUGGAGUAACAUUUUUGGGCCCACUGUAUAGAGUGACACUGCUGUGGUGUGUGUCUGCAGUGCCACUGCGGUGGUGUGUGUGUGUCUGCAGUGCUACUGCGGUGGUGGGUGUGUCUGAAGUGCCACUGCGGUGGUGUGUGUAUGUGUCUGGAGUGACGCUGGUGUGAGUCUCCAGUUAGACUGGGACUCUGCGAGGAGUGACACUGGUGUCGUAGUAUUCAGGGUCGUUGGGCCCAAUGUGUGAAGUGUCACUGGGGACCCAUUGUAAAGCGACGGGAGUCACCGAACUACAGAGGUAACCCUUGGAAGAGAGGGCCAUCAGGUUAGAGGGCAAGGGAGGUGAUGGUGAGGGGGAGGUGGGUGACCACCUUUGGUUUGAUUUGGAACCGGGGGCUGUGGUGGGAAUCCGUGUAAAAGGGUAGAGAGGCACAGGCCGCCCGUUUCCCUCCGCUGGUAAGAAGUGCUGCCCCCCCCCGCCCCAGGCCUGGAGUCGUCUUCGUGUGCUGGGAGGCGGGGUUAGGGGCGGUCACGGCUUUGGUUUCAGAAUCUACGGGCAUGACUCUGUGUGCCUCAAAUUUCCACCACCACCGCCUCCACCACCGCCUUCACUGUGAGGGAGAUUGUCAGGGGCAGGGCAUUGAGCAUGUGCCUCAUUCCAGCGUGCUUGGUGUUCGAGCAGUUGUGUGUGUAUGUGCGUGCCGGUUCCAGAACGUGUGUGGUUCCAGAGUGUAUGUUCCAGUUCCAGAGUGUGUGUUGUUCCAGAGUGUGUGUUCCAGUUCCAGAGAGUGUGUGUUUCAGUUUCAGAAUGUAUGUUCCAGGGAAUGUGUGUUGUUUCAGUUCCAGAGUGUGUGUGUUCCAGUUCCAGAGUGUUGUGUGUUCCAGUUCCAGAGUGUUGUGUGUGCCGAUUCCAGAGAGUGUCUGUUCCAGCUCCGGAGAGUGCGCGUUGCGCGAGAUGCUCCAGUGUGCGUCUUGUUAUGGAACAUGUACAUUAUUCUCUUAAAGCGUGUGUUGUUCCAGAGUAUGCGUUCCCCUUUGCGGUCAGAUAGAAUGCCCGUACGCAUUGUGAGCAUUUUUUAAGUGCGCACGCAGCGUUGUGUCCGUGCUGUUGGGAGCGCGCGUGUCCACUCGACGCGUGCGUUUCUGUUCCAGUGCCCGUGUCCCGGUGUGUGUUGCGUGUGUAAUGCGCGCGUGUUGUCCCCCAGUGCCUGUGUGUUGCAGAGUGUGUGCGCGCGUGCGUAGUCACAGCGUGCCACACGCGCGCCGUGCAUCCGAAGUCGAUACGGCCCCGGCGUCACUGCUGUUUGUGCCGGCCGCUGUGGCCCCUGAGUUCUCUGCCGCCCUUCAGUUGGUGCUGUGAUCUUGACCCUUGACUUCUGCCUUAUAACUCUGACCCCCCCCCCCCCCCCCCCCCCCACGUGCCCUGAACCCGCCCCUGUCGGAUCGCACUGACCUGUGACCCUUGCACCACAACCCCAAUCGUCUGCUCUUCUGCCAUAUGACCCUGUUGGGGGGUGGAGCGGUGGCGCAGCGGGUUAGCGCACUGCACUCUGAACCCGGCGACCCGAGUUCGAAUUCCUGGCCACGGCCGAUGCCGGCGGCGAACACCUGAACGGGGCCUGGGAGGGCGAUUAUCUGAACUUGUGUCCUCCCCCCCCCCCCCUUUUCAAAAAUCCGCACUGACCAGAUUGGUGAAGUACGGUCAAACAACACUCACGACCCGCACAGCAUGGGCAGUGGCCUGUAGCGUAGACGUGAACGCUCCCCUCCCAACUCUACAACCAUACCAACUCCGGCAGCAUUAACCCUCCGACCCCCUGCACUGUCACAGUUGACCCUCGGCCUCUGACACCCACAAACCCCUUCCUCCACACUCCUACUGUUUAGCCCCCCCCCUUCACCCCAGUUGUGACGCUAAUUUAAAGAGGUAAUGCGUAACUUCAGAAGUUUCCUACGAUGAUUGUGAGGAAUGAGUCUGUGAGUGGGUCGUUAGAGUGACCCCCACCUCUGAGGGUGGGGAGGGAGUGACCAGGUGACCCCUGACUUAACCCCCCCCCCAUUCCUGUUGAACCCUGAACUCACCCAAAGUCCAGGUCAUUGGGUCACGUGUGUUUUUGUCUAGAACUGGGAGACGUGUGUGGGGUGGUUACCUGGGUGGGUUCCGUGAGUGACAUACUGACGGUCCGUGCUUGCUUUACUGCACUUAGCAAAAUAUUUUUAUACACAAUUUGCAUAUAUACAAAUACACGGUAUAUAUAUACAGUAUAUAUAUUUUACACAACUACGAUCAGUGAUAACGAUGUUUUUAUUGCUCUUUCGCUUCCUUAAGCGGGUCGGCGGCGUUGCGUCUCGCAGAGCUGCGCCCACACUCGGGACGCACACGGAGCCCUCCCCCCCCUCCCCGAGCCCCCACCGAGAGGGUAUUUGGUCUACUCUUCCACGCUAACCAUACGUCUUGGUAGUGGCGGGCGUACCCACACUUUACCCCACCACACACGACCUGCCGAUCGACAGAGAACCUAUGUCCACUGCUGGGUGGACAAAGGUGGUGGCGGCUGUGGGGGAUGUAUAAGAAAUGUGCCCAAUAUUUUCAAUUUCUCCGCCGGGCGAUGGAAUCAAACCGGUGCCCUCUGGAUUGCAAGGCCUGCUGCUGCUGCUGCUGAGCGUCACUAAAGUGUUGUCAUUAUAAUUGUAGCUCGUGCAUCACCGAUGUGGUGAUGAAGUGGUAAGUGCACUGGGCUCUGAAUCCGGCCGCUUGAUUUCGAUUCCCGGCCACGGUUAUGACGGUGGCGAUUGGUGCUAUCAACUGGUCCUGCGUGGUGGAGUUUGGUCAAACAAGCACGCACCUAUGACCAGUGAC